Arvicola amphibius (Eurasian water vole) is the source of this 5288-nucleotide messenger RNA. It is a transcript of the gene Ulk1, whose product is annotated as unc-51 like autophagy activating kinase 1. Lineage: Eukaryota; Metazoa; Chordata; Mammalia; Rodentia; Cricetidae. Bases 354 to 3509 code for a protein of 1051 amino acids. Gene Ontology annotation, molecular function: ATP binding; protein serine/threonine kinase activity. Gene Ontology annotation, cellular component: autophagosome; cytoplasm. The transcript has 28 exons. The record is from RefSeq and is a predicted model, not a curated record. Gene Ontology annotation, biological process: autophagy; protein autophosphorylation; axon extension.
CCGAGGCCCGGGUGCCGCGGAUCUUUUGUUUCCCCGCGGGGUUCUGAGCCGCAGCGUCUGUUAGUGGCGAGUCGGAGCUGGAGUGUAUCUGAGCCGAGGGCCGAGUCGGAGUGGGUCCCGAUUGUCAGCGCCGGGAGGGUGCCGUGGGGGACGCCGAAGGAUCUCGCCCCUCCGUCCGCCGGCCUGUGGGACUGGGACCCGGCCCAGGCCUGCCCGAUGGGGCGCGCGGCCCCGGCAAUGAGCCCGCGCCUCCGGCCCCGCGUACGCGGCCCUCUUGCCUCCCGCGCCUCCGCCUGAGGCCCGCGCCACCCGGAGCACCGCCCCCGGGCCCGCGAUCCCGGCCCGCGCGCGCCAUGGAGCCGGGCCGCGGCGGCGUGGAGACCGUGGGCAAGUUCGAGUUCUCUCGCAAGGACCUGAUUGGACACGGCGCCUUCGCGGUGGUCUUCAAGGGUCGCCACCGCGAGAAGCACGACUUGGAGGUGGCCGUCAAAUGCAUUAACAAGAAAAACCUUGCCAAGUCCCAGACACUGCUGGGAAAGGAAAUCAAAAUCCUGAAGGAACUAAAGCACGAAAACAUUGUGGCGUUGUAUGACUUCCAGGAGAUGGCCAGUUCUGUCUACCUGGUCAUGGAGUACUGUAAUGGUGGAGAUCUGGCUGACUAUCUACACACCAUGCGUACACUGAGUGAAGAUACUGUCAGGCUAUUCCUACAGCAGAUUGCUGGCGCCAUGCAGCUGUUACACAGCAAGGGCAUCAUCCACCGCGAUUUGAAGCCCCAGAACAUUCUGCUGUCCAAUCCUGGGGGUCGCCGUGCCAACCCUAGUAACAUCCGAGUCAAGAUUGCUGACUUUGGAUUUGCCCGGUACCUCCAGAGCAACAUGAUGGCGGCCACACUUUGCGGUUCUCCUAUGUACAUGGCCCCUGAGGUCAUCAUGUCCCAGCACUAUGACGGGAAGGCUGAUCUAUGGAGCAUUGGCACCAUUGUCUACCAGUGUCUGACAGGAAAGGCCCCCUUUCAGGCCAGCAGCCCUCAGGACCUGCGCCUGUUUUAUGAGAAAAACAAGACACUGGUUCCUGCCAUCCCACGGGAGACGUCAGCUCCCCUGCGGCAGCUGCUCCUGGCUCUGUUGCAGCGCAACCACAAGGACCGAAUGGACUUUGGUGAGUUUUUCCACCAUCCUUUCUUAGAUGCUAGCACCACCAUCAAGAAGUCCCCACCUGUGCCUGUGCCCUCGUACCCGAGCUCAGGGUCCGGCAGCAGCUCUAGCAGCAGCUCUGCAUCACACCUGGCCUCCCCACCGUCCCUGGGGGAGAUGCCACAGCUGCAGAAGACCCUUACUUCCCCAGCGGAUGCUGCUGGCUUUCUGCAGGGCUCCCGGGACUCUGGUGGCAGCAGCAAAGACUCCUGUGACACAGAUGACUUUGUCAUGGUCCCAGCCCAGUUUCCAGGUGACCUAGUAGCUGAGGCAGCUAGUACCAAGCCCCCACCCGAUAGCCUGCUGUGUAGUGGGAGCUCGCUGGUGGCCUCUGCUGGCCUAGAGAGCCAUGGUCGCACCCCUUCUCCCUCCCCGACCUGCAGCAGUUCUCCCAGCCCCUCUGGCCGACCUGGCCCUUUCUCCAGCAACAGGUAUGGUGCCUCGGUCCCCAUUCCUGUCCCCACUCAGGUGCACAACUACCAGCGCAUCGAGCAGAAUUUACAAUCACCUACUCAGCACCAGACAGCCCGGUCCUCUGCCAUCCGAAGAUCAGGUAGCACUAGCCCCUUGGGCUUUGCUCGGGCCAGCCCAUCACCCCCCUCCCACACUGAUGGAGCCAUGCUGGCCAGGAAACCGUCACUAGGAGGUAGCCGUCCCUACACACCCUCUCCCCAAGUGGGAACCAUUCCUGAGCGGCCUGGCUGGAGCAGAGUGCCCUCCCCACAAGGAGCUGAUAUGCGAGCUGGCAGGUCACCACGACCAGGUUCCUCUGUGCCUGAGCACUCCUCACGGACCACUGGGCUGGGUUGCCGUCUGCACAGUGCCCCCAACCUGUCUGACUUCCAUGUUGUGCGCCCCAAGCUCCCCAAGCCCCCAACAGACCCUCUGGGAGCCACCUUCAGCCCACCCCAAGCCAGCGCACCCCAGCCAUGCCCAGGGCUACAGUCUUGCCGGCCACUGCGUGGCUCACCUAAGCUGCCUGACUUCCUACAGCGGAGUCCCCUGCCCCCCAUCCUAGGCUCUCCCACCAAGGCUGGGCCCUCAUUUGACUUCCCCAAAGCUCCCAGCUCUCAGAAUUUGCUGACCCUGUUGGCUCGGCAGGGUGUAGUAAUGACGCCUCCUCGGAACCGCACACUGCCUGACCUCUCAGAGGCGAGUCCUUUUCAGGGUCAGCAGCUGGGCUCUGGCCUGCGGCCUGCUGAAGACACCAGGGGCCCCUUUGGCCGGUCCUUCAGCACCAGCCGUCUUACAGAUCUGCUGCUUAAGGCUGCAUUUGGGACACAGGCCUCUGAUUCAGGCAGCACUGAUAGCUUGCAGGAGAAACCUAUGGAGAUUGCUCCCUCUGCUGGUUUUGGAGGGACCCUGCACCCAGGAGCCCGUGCUGGAGGGGCCAGCAGUCCAGCACCUGUGGUGUUCACUGUGGGCUCUCCACCCAGUGGUACCACACCGCCCCAGGGCACCCGCACCAGAAUGUUCUCAGUGGGCUCUUCCAGCUCCCUGGGCUCUGCCGGCUCUUCCUCUGCCCGCCACUUAGUACCUGGGGCCUGUGGUGAGGCCACUGAGCUUUCUGCCCCAGGCCACUGCUGUAGCCUUGCUGACCCACUUGCUGCCAACUUGGAGGGAGCUGUGACCUUUGAGGCUCCUGACCUCCCAGAAGAGACCCUCAUGGAGCAAGAGCACACGGAGACCCUGCACAGUCUGCGCUUCACACUUGCAUUUGCACAGCAAGUUCUGGAGAUUGCAGCCCUGAAGGGUAGUGCCAGCGAGGUGGCCGGGGGCCCUGAGUACCAGCUGCAGGAAAGUGUGGUGGCCGACCAGAUCAGUCAGUUGAGCCGCGAGUGGGGCUUUGCAGAACAGCUGGUACUGUACUUGAAGGUGGCUGAGCUUCUGUCCUCAGGCCUACAGACUGCCAUUGGCCAGAUUCGAGCUGGCAAGCUCUGCCUUUCAUCUACUGUGAAGCAGGUUGUACGCAGACUAAACGAGCUAUAUAAGGCCAGCGUGGUGUCCUGUCAGGGCCUCAGUCUGCGGCUUCAGCGUUUCUUUUUGGACAAACAACGGCUGCUGGAUGGGAUCCAUGGUGUCACUGCUGAACGGCUUAUCCUCAGCCACGCUGUACAGAUGGUGCAAUCUGCUGCCUUGGAUGAGAUGUUCCAGCACCGAGAGGGCUGUGUACCACGCUAUCACAAAGCCCUGCUACUGCUGGAGGGGCUACAGCACACACUCACGGACCAGACGGACAUUGAGAACAUUGCCAAGUGCAAGUUGUGCAUUGAGCGGAGACUUUCUGCCUUGUUGAGCGGCAUCUGUGCCUGACUGCCUGCUACCAGCCUGCUGUGUCCUUGGAGCUAGUCGCCUCUGCCAUCCUGCAGGGAAGGGUUUGAAACCUGGCAGACUGUCCUUCUUGACACUGAUCCGAUGGUGCUGAGACUGCUGCCAGCCAACUCCAGCAGGGAUGCUGCAUGGUGGACCUGUGCAGACUGGUGCAACUCUUGCUUCCUAUUCCUAGGCUGCCAGUCUCUGCCAGUAGGUGGAUGUCAAAGUGCCAGUGACAGCUUCCUUGCCCACCGGGACAGGAGUUUCUGAACAUAUCCUUCCUAGCUGGCUCUCCUGGCAGCCAGGUGUGGCACUGAGAGGUGGUAGGCUGGUGAGUGUAGGCACCUGCCACCUGCAGAGCCCAAGGCAGCCCUGUGGACAGGCAAGGCCUUGAGACUGUUGCUGACUCUAAGCCAAAGCGAGCUUUUUCUCACAGCUCACUUACCCCAUUGCUCAUCCAGGAAAAAAGGGUGUGGCCUUUUGGCCUCCUGAUCUCUCUAGGAAUAGGAACCUCUCCCUCUGAGACUACCCACCCAGCUUUGUAAGUCACCAGAGCACUUUAUGUAGACAGAGACUGAAGAACUUCAGCCAGCAGUUCAAGUCUGAACUAGGAACCUGCCUCCUGUUCCUGGCUCUUGCUCUCCAAGAUGCUGUACAGAUGCAGACCAUGUCUACGUGUAUAAAUAGCCCAGUGUGCACCUCCACCUGUGUCUGGUCUUUGGAGGGAAACACAGGCUUGCCUCUUAGGGGAGAAACAGUCCUCCUGUUUAAAUGUUCAUUAGGGACAGUCAUUGUGAAGCACCAUGCUUUAUAAACUCAGAACUUCCACACUUUACUCCUAAAAUGUAUUGCCUGCAAUCCCAAAUCCAGUUUUUCUUUAAAAAAGGAAAGUUCAGAUGUUUAAGAAUUGGCAGGGUGGGGGUGGGGAAGGCAGAGCAUUGCUCUGGAUGUUUCCCAUGGAGGAGAUGGCACCAGCUGUGUGGCUGAGGGUGCGAAGAGGCUGCCUGAUACGGUGUGUGAGUGUGUGGCUGGCUAUCUCUAUCAACUUGCCCUGUUAGAUGGCAGAGGGCAGUGCCCAGAUGCCGUCCUCCCCCUGCAGUAGGCAGGUGUGGGUGAAAAAUAACAUAUGCAAAACUGUCCCUCAUGGAGCUUUUCCGUGAGUGUCGCUCCUGUGCUUGCUGAGCUUGUCUUCCAGGCUCCAAGGUGGACAUGAGCUGAUAUCUUCCCGGCCUCCUAGUGUGCUGGCUCUUUGUCACUGCUCUGUCCACGUGUACUUGAAAGUAUCUGAGUGUCCACAAGGCAGAUGUGGGGUUGCUGUCCCCCAGCAACAUUCAGAGUUAUAGGACACACACCAACUUUUUUUUUUUUUUUUGGUUUGUUUUUUUUUUUUUUUUUUUUUUUUUUUGUUUUGUUUUGUUUUUGCAAUACUUGAAAUAUUGCCACUGUGCUUGAACAUACAAGAAAGCAGAUCUCUAAGACUAGCCUCCUCCCUAGUCACCCCAUGACCUCCCUUGCAUGUAACAUGUAUUUAUUGUUUUGUGGCCAAUUGGAAUCCAGAGCCACCAGGGAGGCUGGUGCAGGGAUCCUUACCUACCACCUGGUUCCUAAUGGCUCCUGGGUGGUUGUGUAUGUGUGUGGCUGGCUGUGUGUGGUGUGAGCCAAACCUGCUCUCCAAAGCAGUGCUCAGCCCGUCAAUUUAAGAUGAAUUUGUGUGAAUCCACCCCUUUUGCGUUUCACUGUGUCGUAUCAGUUUAAGAAAAUAAAAUAUGGAAUUGUUAA